This is a messenger RNA of Cebus imitator (Panamanian white-faced capuchin), 4201 nucleotides long. RefSeq names its product TBC1 domain family member 8 (gene TBC1D8). Bases 162 to 3620 code for a protein of 1152 amino acids. The transcript has 20 exons. The record is from RefSeq and is a predicted model, not a curated record. Lineage: Eukaryota; Metazoa; Chordata; Mammalia; Primates; Cebidae.
GCUGCGCCCGCUGUGCUCCGCGGGCUUCCACAGCUCUGGACGCUGGCCGGGCUGCGGUCCCCGCGCGCCCUCGCCGCCUCCUCUCAAGCGGGCUUGGCCCACAGCGGCCGGCGGUCGGGGAGAUGUGAGCCGGGGCCGGCAGGCGCGACCGGACCGUCGCGAUGUGGCUCAAGCCCGAGGAGGUGCUGCUGAAGAACGCGCUGAAGCUCUGGGUGACCCAGAAGAGCAGCUGCUACUUCAUCCUGCAGCGGCGCCGCGGGCACGGCGAGGGGGGCGGCCGCCUCACCGGUCGCCUGGUCGGCGCUCUGGAUGCAGUGUUGGAUUCCAAUGCACGAGUCGCCCCAUUCCGAAUUCUGCUUCAAGUUCCCGGCUCCCAGGUUUAUUCUCCCAUAGCAUGUGGUGAGUUACUGAAUGGAUCAGACGUUUACUGGGCCAUAGCCACUGGUGCAACAUUAGAGGAAAUAAACCAGCACUGGGACUGGCUGGAGCAAAAUCUCCUCCACACCUUGUCCGUCUUUGAUAAUAAAGAUGACAUUGCCAGUUUUGUCAAAGGGAAGGUAAAGGCUCUGAUAGCCGAGGAGACCAGCAGCAGGCUCGCCGAGCAGGAAGAAGAACCCGAGAAGUUCCGAGAAGCCCUGGUGAAGUUCGAGGCCAGGUUCAACUUCCCUGAGGCGGAGAAGCUGGUCACCUACUACUCCUGCUGCUGUUGGAAGGGCAGGGUGCCCCGCCAGGGCUGGCUGUACCUCAGCAUCAACCAUCUCUGCUUCUACUCCUUCUUCCUGGGCAAGGAACUUAAACUUGUAGUUCCGUGGGUUGAUAUCCAGAAAUUAGAAAGAACGUCCAAUGUCUUUCUGACGGAUACCAUCCGAAUCACCACACAGAAUAAGGAGCGCGACUUCUCCAUGUUCCUGAACCUGGAUGAAGUGUUUAAGGUCAUGGAGCAGCUGGCCGACGUGACGCUGCGAAGGCUGCUGGAUAAUGAGGUCUUUGACCUCGACCCUGAUCUGCAGGAGCCGAGCCAGAUCACCAAGAGGGACCUGGAAGCCAGAGCACAGAAUGAGUUCUUCCGGGCUUUCUUCAGGUUGCCCAGGAAGGAGAAGCUGCAUGAGGUCGUGGACUGCUCGCUCUGGACGCCGUUCAGUCGCUGUCACACCGCAGGGCGGAUGUUCACCUCUGACAGCUACAUCUGCUUUGCCAGCAGAGAAGAUGGCUGCUGUAAGGUCGUCCUGCCACUCAGAGAGGUGGUGAGCAUUGAGAAGAUGGAGGACACGAGCCUGCUGCCGCACCCCAUCAUCGUCAGCAUCAGAAGCAAGGUGGCCUUCCAGUUCAUCGAGCUCCGGGACCGAGACAGCCUGGUGGAGGCGCUGCUCGUGAGGCUGAAGCAGGUCCAUGCGAACCACCCCGUGCACUACAAUACCUCUGCAGAUGAUGACAUGGCUUCACCUGUGUUUCAUUCAACAAGCAUGUGCAGUGACCACAGGUUUGGGGAUCUUGAAAUGGUAUCUUCUCAAAAUAGCGAGGAGAGUGAAAAAGAGAAGAGCCCGCUGCUGCACCCCGACGCCCUCUUCACCGCCUUCCAGCAGUCAGGCAGCCAGAGCCCUGACUCCCGAAUGUCCAGAGAACAGAUAAAAAUAAGCCUGUGGAAUGACCACUUUGUGGAAUAUGGCAGAACCGUGUGUAUGUUUCGCACAGAGAAGAUUCGGAAGCUUGUAGCCAUGGGCAUCCCUGAGUCUUUGCGUGGGAGACUCUGGCUUCUCUUCUCAGAUGCUGUGACGGAUCUUGUUUCACACCCUGGUUACUACGGGAAUCUGGUGGAGGAGUCCCUGGGGAAGUGCUGCCUGGUAACUGAGGAGAUAGAGCGAGACCUGCAUCGCUCCCUGCCAGAACACCCUGCCUUCCAGAAUGAAACAGGAAUUGCUGCUUUGAGGAGAGUCUUGACGGCCUAUGCCCACCGGAACCCCAGGAUUGGAUACUGCCAGUCCAUGAACAUCCUGACCUCCGUGCUGCUGCUGUAUGCCAAGGAGGAGGAAGCCUUCUGGCUGCUGGUUGCCGUGUGUGAGCGGAUGCUGCCCGAUUACUUCAACCACCGAGUGAUCGGGGCGCAAGUGGACCAGUCUGUCUUCGAGGAGCUCAUCAAGGGUCACCUCCCGGAGCUGGCGGAGCACAUGAAUGACCUCUCAGCCCUGGCGUCCAUCUCUCUCUCUUGGUUCCUGACCCUAUUCCUCAGCAUCAUGCCUCUAGAGAGUGCAGUGAAUGUGGUAGAUUGCUUCUUCUACGACGGCAUCAAAGCCAUCUUCCAGCUGGGACUGGCUGUACUUGAGGCCAACGCCGAGGACCUGUGCAGCAGCAAGGAUGAUGGCCAGGCCUUGAUGAUCCUCAGCAGGUUUCUAGAUCACAUUAAGAACGAGGACAGCCCAGGGCCCCCAGUUGGCAGCCACCAUACCUUUUUCUCCGAUGACCAGGAGCCCUACCCUGUGACUGACAUUGCGGACCUGAUCCGGGAUUCCUAUGAGAAAUUUGGAGACCAGUCUGUGGAGCAGAUCGAGCACCUGCGCUACAAGCACAGGAUCAGGGUCCUUCAAGGCCACGAGGACACCACAAAGCAGAAUGUGCUUCGAGUCGUUAUCCCGGAAGUCUCAAUUCUUCCUGAGGACCUGGAGGAGCUCUAUGACUUAUUCAAGAGAGAACACAUGAUGAGCUGUUACUGGGAGCAGCCCAGGCCUGUGGCCCCACGCCAUGACCCCAGCCGGCCCUAUGCCGAGCAGUACCGCAUAGACGCCCGGCAGUUUGCGCACCUGUUUCAGCUAGUCUCACCCUGGACUUGUGGGGCCCACACGGAGAUCCUUGCUGAAAGGACGUUCAGGCUCUUGGAUGACAACAUGGACCAACUCAUCGAAUUCAAAGCGUUUGUGAGCUGCCUUGAUAUUAUGUAUAAUGGAGAAAUGAAUGAGAAAAUUAAACUAUUAUACAGGCUUCAUAUCCCUCCAGCACUCACUGAAAAUGACCGAGACAGCCAGUCGCCAUUAAAGAAUCCCCUGUUGUCAACAUCAAGACCCCUGGUUUUCGGGAAACCCAAUGGUGGUGCAGUUGAUUAUCAGAAACAGUUGAAGCAGAUGAUUAAGGAUUUAACCAAAGAAAAAGAUAAGACUGAGAAGGAAUUGCCCAAAAUGAGCCAGAGAGAAUUUAUCCAGUUCUGUAAAACGCUGUACAGCAUGUUCCAUGAAGAUCCAGAAGAAAAUGACUUGUACCAAGCCAUCGCCACAGUCACCACACUGCUGCUACAGAUCGGGGAGGUGGGGCAGCGAAGCAGCAGCUCUGGAAGCUGCUCCCAGGAGAGUGGGGAGGAGCUGCGGGCCUCAGCUCCUUCUCCCGAGCAGGACUCUGUUUUUUCGGACACUGGGAAGACUCCCCAGGAGUUUCCAGAGGAGGCAGAAGGGGACUGGACUGUCUCCCUUGAACAUAUUUUAGCUUCUCUUCUGACUGAACAGUCAUUAGUAAACUUUUUUGAAAAGCCACUAGACAUGAAAUCCAAACUUGAAAAUGCCAAGAUCAAUCAGUAUAAUCUCAAAACUCUUGAAAUGAGCCAAUCACAGUCUGAACUUAAGCUGAGUAACUUGUAACAAGACAGCUGCUAUGCACACUGGAGUUGGCCAUACCAAAGCACAGACCAGACUGUUUCUUGCGGUCAGCCCUAAACCCAGAUUUCAGUCUACUUUACAAAUGGGGCAUCUGGAUAAACAACCUGACAAACUGGCCAGGGGAACCGACACAAUCCUCAAGCAUUUCUAUGUAUUCUUUGAUUGUCAGUGCGCUAGGGUACCCAUCAGUUCCCUUGAUGCUUAGUUUUUGCCAGAUUUGCUGAAAUGGGCACUUCUGUGAUACUAGUGUGAUUUUGCGCUCAGAUGUACACAAUUCAUGUGUCAUACUAACCAAGAAGCAAGAAAAGCCCCAUGCUUUCAUUUUUCACUUGGAAUAACAAUAGGAGAGGUCAAGAAUCAAGUUCACCUUCAAGAUCUAAGGGAGUCCACUAUCUGUGCAAUUGUAUUUGGCUUUUUUUGCACUAAUUGUUUCAAUGCUGGUAAUUGAAACCAUUUUAAUAUAUUUGGUUUAUUCACUUUAUAUGUCCUUCCAAAAAUGUUGUGUACAAACCAUGCUUUCAAUGUUGGCUUCCAAGUUUUUAAUAAGAAACUUUUUGUAUUUA